Messenger RNA from Catharus ustulatus (Swainson's thrush), 5205 nucleotides. RefSeq names its product serine/threonine-protein kinase PAK 3-like. Gene Ontology annotation, cellular component: cytoplasm. NCBI's taxonomy places the organism in Eukaryota, Metazoa, Chordata, Aves, Passeriformes, Turdidae. Gene Ontology annotation, biological process: protein phosphorylation; regulation of axonogenesis; regulation of actin cytoskeleton organization. Bases 4269 to 4997 code for a protein of 242 amino acids. Gene Ontology annotation, molecular function: protein serine/threonine kinase activity; ATP binding. The transcript has 8 exons. The record is from RefSeq and is a predicted model, not a curated record.
UGCUGGUCUGUAUCAGGAAUAGUGGGGCCAGCAGGAACAGGGAGGUCAUUCUUCCCCUGUACUCAGCACUGGUGAGGCUGCACCUCGAGUGCUGUGUCCAGUUUUGUGUCCCUCAGUUUAGGAAGGACAUUCAGAUGCUUGAGCACGUCCAGAGGAGGGGAACAGAGCUGGUGGGAGGUUUGGAACACAAGCCCUAUUAGGAAUGCCUGAGGGACCUGGAUUUGCUCAGCUCAGAGAAAAUGAAAUUAGGGGUGACCUUAUCACUCUCUAUAACUCCCUAAAAGGUGGCUGUGGUCAGAAGGAGGUCGGUCUCAUUCAUCAGACAGCAAACUAACAACGAAAGGAUGCUGUCAGAACCUAUAGAUAGGGAAAAUCAGGUUGGAUAUUAGGAAAAGUAUUUCCCAGAAAGAGUGAUAAAGAACUGGAAUGGUCUGCUCACGGACGUGAUGGAGUCAUACUGCCUCAAUGUGUUAAGAAAAAGACUCUGUGUGGCAUUCAGUACCAUGGUUGAGUUGAGGUGUAAGGGCAUGCGUUGGGCUCAAUGAUCAAAAACAUCUCUUCCAAACCAGUCAUUCUGUGAAUUCUUUGAAAACCUUACAAAGGGAAGACCUGUUAAAAUCAUGCCUCAGGACUACUGUUUCAGCUGAGGAGAAAAAGACUAGAGGAAGGUGACUCAGCUGAAUAAGAGACAGAAAAACAAAAACGUCAUAUAUGUUGCAUGCACACAUCAUAGUCUAUGGUGAUUGUUUGAAUGAUAUUUGUUAUGAUCGAAAAGUAUGUCGCUGAUGAAGGCCUGACUGCUUGCAAAAGCCUGGAUUUUACAAUCAAGCAGCUCUCCUUGGCCCCUGCCUGGGGACUCUGCGCCGCUACGGACUCACACCUCACAUCCACCAGAUGAGGAUCUGUCUGCGCUGAGUCAGCAGCAAAGCAAGCUAAGCCUGGCACCACUCUUCCAUGGGUGAACAGAGUGGAUUUGCAGAAGAGUUGCAUGCACUUGUUCCCUCCCCGCACCUGGUAGUUUCUUUCCGCUCUCAGGCUGGCUCCUGGGUCCAACUGAGAACUCGAUAAGAGAAGAGAGUGAGUACCUGUCAUUUCUACUGGCAUUUGGCUGGCCAAAUGUCUGCAGGCAAUCUUACAGGGAGCACGGAGCCUGGGCAAACGACUGGCAGACUGGGGUUUUGGACUUUUGCAAAGGGGCCUUCUUUGGGCUCACCAUCUGCAGGGCACUGCAGAGCCAUGGACCUCAGGCUGCUGCCAGAGCUCCAAGACAACAAAACUGUGGCAGCCCAAGAAUCACCGGCCAGCUCUUCUGGAUGUUCUGAGAAUUUAGGUUGCCAGAGAAAGAGCAAGCAGGACGAGAGCAGCUUUGCAUCAAGAGAUAAGCGGCGCCUCCCUGACACAAAGGGAGGUCAGGCUCCAAAGGGAGUGAAAGCACAGGUGAACAUUCACCCGUGUGCUCAAGAAGCAACUGCACACUGCAAUACUGCUGGAAGUGUAUUUCCGUUGCUUCUUCUGUCCCGUGAACGUCAUGGAAGGAGUUUGGCUUUUCAGAACCAACUGAGAUGCCAGAAGGUAGAAGCGCUCUUGCUUUUCCUUAAAGCCUUGGCCACCAGAAGUCAUGUCUGCUUGCGUUUCUUGGGCCCUGGCUGGGUUGAUGCAUUUUCUGAGCUUGCCUGGGAUGCCUCGAGCACUGGCUUAUGGCCCAUGAGGAUUUUUUGCAGUGCUUUAUGGUGCUUUUAGGAGAAAUUCCCAGGUUUUUCCUUUGCAUCAGCUCGAGAGGACAUUCGGUUGCUGGGCACAAGUACAGCAACCAAGCCAGAGCAGCUGUCAUUGUGAGGUCAAUGCAGAGCUGCCACAUCACAGUGCUGUCAGCGCAGCGUCGUCCUAGUGCGUGCAAGGCCUGGCUGCCCAGAGCAGCUCUUGCGCUCGCUCGCUGCGGGAGGAUCCUUGUGUUCAAGGAGCUUUCAGCAGCCAGCCCGCACCCCGAGAGGAGUCUUGCUUCUUCUCCUGGGUGGCAUUCAGUGUGCAAAGGUGCACAGCACUGCUAAGAUGAUCGAGCAAGUCUGUGCUGCGGUUUGCACCGUGUUUUCCGUUGCCUAUAGCGGCUACUACCUGACGCACCUGACGCGUAAGUAAAGCUUUAUCCUGGGGGUCACGUCACCUGGCCUGUGCUUUCUCCCUAGUGAGCCAGUUUGCUUGGGCGCAAAAUGACCAUUCAGAUGCCACCGCUCUAGUCAAUCUCCUGCCAACAGCGUCAGCUCCCAAGGGGGUGUCUGUACCGGGUGGCAGCUGCAGAGGAUUUGCAAUAUCCCCCUCAGUGAUUGCUUUCACUCCACGCUGCAGCGUGUGGCAGUGGAAUCUGUCAUUCCCUCAGCUUGCUGCUUCAAGCAAGAGCACCUGCAAAUUGCAGACUCUAAGGAGAGAUCCUCUGAAGUACUUCUAAAAGCUCUGUGGUUCUCUCUGGGAAUGAGCGAAGGCGUCUUCUGCUGCACAUGCUGCCGUUUAGAGGCCUUGGCUGUCUGACUUGACCCUUGAUGCUGUGCCAAGCUAGCAAUGCCCUUGGCCAUGCAGCACAAAGUCCAAAGAAGUCAGGGUUUGCUGCUGAAGUCAGGAGCUGUUCCCAGGCUGCUUUAGCAGAGAGCUGCCCCAGAGAAGAGGGCCCAUGGGGGAAGCUUUGCUGGGCUAUCAUCUUCAGCAAAUUGAUGGGAAUCAAGGCAUGAAAGUUCUCCAGAAAUCUCAAAAAUGCAGGGAAGAGAAGAGGAAAACACUGCGUGAACAGCUGGGCAGAAGUGAAGCUCUGACUGUUAAGGAAAAGCUGGCAUUUCCAUGACAAAAGAUGCCCAAGUGUAGACAGAGCCUAGGCUAGCAUCCUUGUUGUUCCCUUGCUGGCCGUGGGAAAGAAUGGUUGCUCCUGGAGGUGUGUUGGGACAAGGGAAAUGCUCUCUGUUGGGACUAAAAUGUUCUGUGCGACUCCCCAAGACAGGCACCUUUCUAAAAGCAUCUGGCACCUUUUCCUUUGCUUGCUGCAGGUCACCUGACAUGUGGAUGGAGACGCGCCUGUCCUUUGGGCUCAACAGCAGGCUCAGCACCUCCUCUGGCUCCCUCUCUUGUUGAGGAAGAGGCUGAAGAGGAGCAAAAGAACACCAAGCCUCCGGCUGCUGUCCCUCCACGACCAGAAGAUGCAAAGCCUGUGAGUGGCACCUGGGCUUGGCACUGCCUUUGGUGCAGAGCCAAGCUUCAGGCUGUGGAUGACCCAGUCUUUGGUGCUCGCCGCUGAAGAUACUGGGGGCUGUGCGCCUAGUGCUGCUUCAGCCAAGCCAGGGACCCCUGGCUGAUGGCUUCUGACCUUUGACAUUGCAGCAUCACUUUGCUGGGAUGCUGAGAGGGCCCGAGAAUGUCUGUUGGCAUCAGACAACAGGCAGCAUGAAAGUAGUCCCAGUGUCGAAGUGAGCCCCUUGCUGGCCAGUGGCUGUGCAGGCUGCCAGUGCUCAGUGCACAGACAGGUGCAAAGGCACCCAGCCUUGCAGGACACUUAGGAGAGCCUGGCCCCUGGAAGGAACCCACCCCUCUCCACGGCCCAAUUACCUUUAGGCACAACGUAGACUCUGCUUCACUUCCACAAGGUCACAGCAGAGUUUAGUGAGGAGAAUCCUAGGCAGCUGCAUAUUGGAAAGGGCCGUGCUUCUCCAUAGGGCUGGAAUGCAGUUCUUAAGGGUCGCUCCUUACAACCUGCAAUACAGAGGGGAAAUGAGUGAAACAGAUGAGAAAAGGCAUGUGCUCUGGCCCUCUGCUCAGACACCUGCAUGCCAGCUGCAGGGUGAUUUCAUUGCCCAGGAGAGGCCAGAAGUGGGUGAGCAACAAGGCUCUGGGGCCCUCCUCUGAUCUCCUUCUGGAUCUUUGCAAGGGCCUCGAUAGCUUGUUGCAGUGGUCUUGCAGAAAAACUGAUACAAUGGAGCAGGGAACUGGCCGGGAGUUCCUGCAUCAAAGUAGCCGUGGGAUUUUCCCCAUCGCCUUGGAGCAGCGGACAUCCAAAAGCCCCCAGCAGAAGAGGCCUGGCACUGGCUGACAGCAGCUCCCUGAGGCCUUGCCUUUGCCAUGUGCUCUGCGGGCCAUCUGUGCCAGCCUCCCUUCUGACGGGCAAUCCUUUCCUCUCGCAGCUCGACACACGUGCUGCACUUCAGCGUGCUGCUGGACUGGCAGCGCCUGCGGCAGCCGGCGCUCCACCAGAUGCAUGCAUUUGCUCCAGCAGCCCAGGCCAGCAGCCCCAGAUGAGAGAGGAGCAGAGCCUGAAGAGCCUGAGGAGCAUUGUGAGUCUGGGUCAGCCAAUGGAGAAAUACACGGCAUUUGAAGAACUUGGACGAGGCUACCUGGUGGAUGGGGAAGUCUGGCUGGCGAUGGAGUUCAUGGACGGCGGCACCUUGUCAGAUGUGCUCAGGGCAGUGUACCUGGAGGAAGGCCAGAUCGGCGCUGUCUCUCGGGAGUGCCUGCAAGGAUUGCAUUUCCUUCAUGCCCGCCAAGUCAUCCACAGAGACCUCAAAAGCGGCAACAUUCUUGUGGGCAUGGACGGCUCUGUGAAAUUGGCUGACUUUGGCCUCUGUGCUCAGCUCAGCCCUGAGCACAGCAAGCGCAGCUCCAGGGUGGGCACUCCCAGCUGGAUGGCGCCAGAAGUGGUGAGAGGCGAAGCCUAUGGCCCCAAAGUGGACAUCUGGUCGCUGGGGAUCGUGGGGCUGGAAAUGGUUGAAGGGGAAGCUCCUUACCAGAGGGAAGCCCGUCUGAGGGUGUUGGAACUGAUUGAAAGGAACGGGCCCCCAAAGCUGCAGAACCCCAGGCAGCACUCGCCUCUCCUGCGCGACUUCCUCCGGUGCUGCCUGCAGGCAGAUGAGGAGAGGCGCUGGUCUGCCCAGGAACUCCUUCAGCAUCCCUUUGUGACCGCAGGCGAUCCUGCCUCCAGCCUGGUUGCUCUCAUCAUCUCAGCCAAGCAGGUGCAGGAAGAAUGAAGAGGAGACGCUUGCGCCUGAGGAAGACUCUGUGCCCCGCCAGCCAGCUGAGACAAGUGGAAAGGGGAUUCAUCAAGAUUCAGCCAUCCCCUGAGUUUUAGAAGGAACUGUGCCCUAGAUCAGAAAUUUAAUGUUUUUUGAUUUUUUUUUUCCUCCAUAUGAGUCUGUUAUAAUAAUUAGGGUAAUUUUGGGAAUGACUUUUACGCAC